AUGACUGUUCCUGAGCCGUUCCUGCGCGACGCGAACGUAGGAUCGGCCGACCCCGCAAUGAUAGACCAUCAUGAUCCAAACGACGCAGAAAAGAUUCAUGGUGGCUCAAAGUUGUCUACCAGCGAGAAUGUGCAGGAGAAGAAGAAGGAGGACUUCCUCGAUCAGAUAGUCCCCGCUGUUGAUUAUGAGGACGAGGACGAGGGAGAUCAGAUUUUCGGGACAGACGAUCCAUUUCCCAUGGAUCCUAACGCACCUGAGGAGCAGCAGUUCACAUUCCGAGCUGUAUUUGUUGGCUGCAUGCUUGGCGCCGUGAUCUCGGCGAGCAACAUAUAUCUAGGACUGAAGACAGGAUGGACGUUUGGAGCCUCGCUUUUUGGCUCGAUAUUUGGCUUUGCCAUCCUCAAGCCGUUGUCUAAAGCUCUUCCGGAGCGAUUCGGUGGUGGGUACUUCGGUCCGAAGGAAAAUGUCUGCUGUCAGAGUGCUGCUACGGCCGCUGGAUCACUUGGACUCCUCUUUACUUCCGGAUUCCCAGCCGCGUAUCAACUAGGUUUGCUUGGUGCAAACCCUCAAGCGGAUUUCGGACGGAUAAUUACAUUCACGCUGUGCUGUGCUUAUGUCGGCAUCUUCUUCACGAUGCCUCUGCGGCGGUUGUAUAUUCUAAAGCUCAAGCUUACGUUCCCGGGCGCUGUAGCCGUUGCGUAUACGAUCCGCUCUCUUCACGUCGGCAGGAAUGCGGCAGCCAACGCGCGGAAGAAGACUUGGGGUCUUAUCAUCUCAUUCUUCAUCUCAAUUUCAUGGCGAGUCGCCAGCGAGUACGCACCUGGAAUCAUGUGGGACUGGCAUUGGGCGUACUGGUUCUAUAAGGCGGGCUGGAAGUGGAUUAUCUGCGCGGAAAGCUGGGGAUGGAUCUUCGAACUGACUCCUGCUUUCAUCGGCGUCGGGUUGUUAGUACCCAUGACCGCCUCUGUAUCAUUUUUCGGUGGCAGUCUACUUGCUUGGGCUAUCAUCGGACCUGCGUUGAUCACGACGGGAAAAGCAGUCGGCGUUGCGAUUUCGCCACAUUAUCCCGGCUAUAUCAAUUACGCCAACAUGUUGCUGGAUGACCCAGUCCACUCUCCGUCACCGAAGUAUUGGAUGAUCUGGCCGGGAUGUUGGCUCCUCCUCUGCGCGAGUAUGGCAGAGAUUGGCGUGAACUACAAGCCAAUCUUCGUGUCUAUCUCUCUGUUCCUCUCUCCGCUCAUUAACCGCCUGCGCCCUGGAAAGUCUGUUCAACUCAACAAAGAGGAUGGGCUGUAUGAUCCGACGCCGAUCGAGGAGCAAACCCCAUGGUGGCUGUGGAUCGGUGGUCUGACAAUCAGCACCAUCCUCUCCAUGCUUAUCAUGCGUUACCAAUUCGGCCAGAACGCAGGAGUCACAUUCCUCGCUGUUAUCUUCUCGUUCAUCUUUUCUCUCGUUGGCGCGGAGUGCACAGGGCGUCUUGAUAUCACACCUGUGACUACCUUCGGAAACUUUGCCCAGUUGAUCUUUGGCGGUAUUUCAAAGGGUGCGGGUAUGGCACCUGCUGUCAACCAGUUGAAUAAUGGUCUCACCGGGAUGAUCACCCUCGCCGCAUCCGAGCAGUGCAGUGAUAUGCUUGGGGACUUGAAGACUACGCACCUGAUCGGGGCGUCACCCAGAGUCCAGCUGUACGCGCAAUGCUUCGGCGCCCUUGUCUCGAUCUUCCUCUCCGCCGGAAUGUACCUCGUCUUCGUGAAGGCCUAUCCAUGUAUCAACGAGCUCACCGCAACGACGUGCUCCUUCCCGGCGCCCGAUGUCGGUGCGUGGCGCGCUGUAUCUGUAGCAGUCUCUUCGCCCAGCCUCCCUAUUCCUCUUUCAUCUGGUGUUACUGCACUCUGCCUCGGUGGUUUCGCAAUCGUGCAAACGAUCGUCAAAUACCGAUAUUUCUCUCCGGAUAAACACAAGUGGUUCCCAAAUUGGAACGCCGUCGGCAUUGCAAUGAUCCUCGGUCCGCUGUGCACAUACCCUAUGGCAAUGCUCUUUGGGAGCACGGUCGCGCUCGUUUGGAGACGGUACUGGCCUGCAGUAUUCAUGAUGUACGGAUACUCCGCUGCCGCCGGGAUGAUUGCGGGUGAGGGGCUGGGCGGUAUCAUCAAUGCUGUGUUGCAGAUUGCCGGUGUGUCGGGCUCGGUGCAUGGAACGAGUGUCGGGUGCCCAAUGGGAGAGUACUGUGGAUAG
Messenger RNA from Sparassis crispa, 2235 nucleotides. RefSeq names its product OPT oligopeptide transporter. NCBI's taxonomy places the organism in Eukaryota, Fungi, Basidiomycota, Agaricomycetes, Polyporales, Sparassidaceae. Gene Ontology annotation, cellular component: fungal-type vacuole membrane. Gene Ontology annotation, molecular function: oligopeptide transmembrane transporter activity. The coding region runs from base 1 to 2235 and encodes 744 amino acids. The transcript is spliced from 6 exons. The record is from RefSeq and is a predicted model, not a curated record.